AUGCGUGAGACACGCCUCCAGACCAAGAAGCGCGCCGAAGUCCGCAAACAAGUCAUCCUGAACAUCAAGAGCAAGAACAAGAAGCCAGAGGACGAAGACAAGAAGAGCAAGGACCCUGUUGACUCGACUACCGCAAUGGCCAACAAAUCUUCGCAAGAUUCUUCCGUGGAACAUGUUCCUACUGGAGUGUUCCCUCUACUUCGCCUGCCUACCGAGGUUCAGAUCAUGGUCUACGAAUACGUCGUUGAAGAUUCAGAGGAGAUCAUCAUGCUCGAAAACGCCCAAACUCCCGCUCUUGCCCGUGUCAACAGAUACCUGCGCAGUGCCGUCCUGCCCAUCUUCCUCGGCACCAACACUUUCCGUGUCUUCACCGAAGAGGCUCCUAUUGCCAAGGACAGCCAGGCAAAGGAAGCAAAGUUCAAGAUCCAGAAUUCGGUCAUGGAGUGGUUGACCCCUCUGGGCUACAACACCCCACUCUUCAAGAGUCUGGUCGUCCACUUUGGCGUUGAGAACCAGACUGAGCUGGUCCUCAAGUAUUCGCGCAAGGCUGGCUGCAAGAUCGGCAGCUUGACAGUCGGACACGAAGGCAGCUGCCGCUUCUGCUACAAGCUCGAGGAACGCUACCCCGUCUUCCCUCGCGCCAUUCUGUCCAGUCUGGCUUGCAAGCUGGAGUUGGGUUCCAUCAUCGACAAGAACGAAGAACGCCACAUCGCCAUGGAGAAGGAGCAUCAACGUGCCUCUGCUGAUCUUGAAGCCAAUGUCUUUGGCAAGACUACUGGUAUCAAGAGGGAUGCUUUGGCCAUCAGUAUGGCUAACAUCAUGGGUCUUGAGCGUGUCAUCAAUGAGGGCCAGAUGACGUUUGCCAUGGCUGUCCACACCAUCAACAUGAAGCGUCUUGCAGACACUCCCUGCGUCAUCAAAUACAAGGACAAGAUGUACGUUCUGCGCAAAGACACCAGCGUCUGA
Molecule: messenger RNA, 966 nt
Organism: Aureobasidium musti
Lineage: Eukaryota; Fungi; Ascomycota; Dothideomycetes; Dothideales; Saccotheciaceae
Source: the annotation of a GenBank genome assembly